AUGGACUUCUUGAGGUCUGGUCUAUUAUUCUGGACCGGUUCUGGUUUUGGCGCCGCUCCAAACAAACCUGACGAGAACAGGUCGUUUGACGAGAAGGUAGCGGCAGCGGCCGGUGCUGGUGCUGGCGCUGGUGUAGGGGUGCUGCUCAGAGACUCCAGCAGCGAAGGUGUUUGUUGCACCGGCUGUGCUGGCUGUGCUGGCUGUGCUGGAGCAACUGUUUGGGCAGACUGGGCAACUGCUGGAGCCUUAGCGUCGGGCUCGCUUGGUGCGCCGCAUCUUGACCAAAAACCCGUGAUUGUCCUCGUCGCUCAUCUCAGAAACCUGCUCGGGACACCGCAGAAUCGAAAUGUUGCCGAACUUGUCGCCAACAACCACCGUGUCGUAGUCCAGUUGCAACAUCCUGGUCACGUGCCGCUGAAUCGAGUCGUCGAUAAAGUCCACAAAAACGUUUUCCAGCGGUUUGAACACGGCAAACCGCACGCUAUCGCGCACGUCGGCCACCACCACGCGGAAUCCCUGUGUUUUCAGGUCGACGAUCUGGAAACAGUCGAGUCUUGUGCUCGACCGUUUGACCAGCUGUUUGAGUCCAACGUCGUACAGGAUCAGCUCGUUCUCGCAUCCAGCAAGCAGUCUUCCCUGAAACGGAGUCAGCGCACAAACAAUGUGGUCUGUUUUCGUCCUCUGGAACAGCUCCAACGAUCCGUUCGAGGCAAUCUUGUACAGACUGAUGAACGCGCCGUUGUUGUUCCGCGAAGGCAGCUUCAAACCCUGUGCAGACGAAACAGCAAGGAAAGGUUGGCCCUCCUUACUGUCAAAGUUGACCCAACACGCGCGCAACACCGUUUCGUUGGCCAUCUCCACCGUUUGCAAAACUCUUUUCUCUGCCACCGAAAUAGCUUGGAUACAGCUUGCCCAUUGGCCCUCGACCCUGUCGUAGCCAAACUGCUGGUACUCCUCAGACUUGUCUUCGUCAAUAUGGCCCUUGGUGUCCAUAUCGUUCUCCAAAAUGUACAUGAUCCCGUUCUUGUCGGUGCAGUCACAAAGAUGUCUUGGGGUGUACCGCAGACCGAUAUUCUCUAUCAGUGUGUCGUUCUCCAGCUGAUCAAUGGUCAAGAUGACCAGGUUGUUCCCGUAAACGGCCAAAACACCGUUUUCUGGGAUAUCCUGACUCUUCAGCGAACAAACGUCUUCGAAAACCGGUUUGGUCAGAGGAGUGAUUUUAAACUCGGACGGCCGAGAGUAUCCCAGAUAGGUUCGCGACGACAAGAUACAAACAGCGUUCUGUCCUGUCACUUCCAGCUUGGACAGCUGCACUCCACGGGGACCGGUGUACUUGUUUCUUGGGUUUGA
Ogataea philodendri is the source of this 1350-nucleotide messenger RNA. RefSeq lists its product as uncharacterized. The record is from RefSeq and is a predicted model, not a curated record. The transcript is spliced from 2 exons. NCBI's taxonomy places the organism in Eukaryota, Fungi, Ascomycota, Pichiomycetes, Pichiales, Pichiaceae. The coding region runs from base 1 to 1350 and encodes 449 amino acids.